Messenger RNA from Tarenaya hassleriana, 1027 nucleotides. Its product is annotated as mediator of RNA polymerase II transcription subunit 20a-like. Gene Ontology annotation, biological process: regulation of transcription by RNA polymerase II. Bases 138 to 806 code for a protein of 222 amino acids. The transcript has 5 exons. Gene Ontology annotation, molecular function: transcription coactivator activity. NCBI's taxonomy places the organism in Eukaryota, Viridiplantae, Streptophyta, Magnoliopsida, Brassicales, Cleomaceae. The record is from RefSeq and is a predicted model, not a curated record. Gene Ontology annotation, cellular component: mediator complex.
UCUCCCUGUCGUCAUCAGCCGGAGCCAUUGAAAGAAAAAGGGGGAAAAAACGAAGAAAACUAAACAACUACAAGCGUUUCUCACUCUCGACGCUCCUUGGAAAUCUGAGAUCCGCCAUUUUUCUCCGCCGAAGAACAAUGCCCAUCAAAUGGGUUUUGCAUUGGCAACCCAAUCAAGGGUCGACCGUGAGCACCCAGAUCCUCAACGAAGUUAUGCAGUGCCUCGAGAGCAUCAAUGGCGUUAGAGAAGGAAGGUGGAAAGCCACUCUCAACUACUACAAACCCAUCGUACGAGACCAAUCGAUGCCGAACGAUUUCCCGCGUGACUUUCUGGGGAUUUCACUCGCAGAGCAGCCGAGUAAAUACUAUUUCAUAAUCAAAAUGUAUAGGAUCGUCCUCGAGGCCGAUGUUUCGAUUCAGAUGAUAAUGGAGAAGUUACAGUCUUACAGAUCAAGGGUUGCUCUUUACUUCGAGGGUUCUCAGUAUCAGUUGGGUGAUUUUAGAUUGAGAGUGGGGAAAGUUGUGCUGACCCAUUCCGAGAACUUGAGAGGAAUAGUUAUGGAGGUGGAGUAUCUUCCGAUUUCGUCAAUGGAAAAGGCAAGGAAGGUCAUGGGCGAGUUCUUGGAGAUAUGCCGAGAAGCCUUGUCUAAGAGAUCGUUGCCGGGCCAGUUCAUGUACGUGGAACCAAACUUUGGGGAGUUUGGUCUUUCGGACAACUACUCACCACAACAUACGGCCGUUCAAUACGCCUUUGUCAUGGCUCACAUGAUCGCCACAGUUCAAGCCGUACAAUCUGUGAGAAACUAAACUAAGAUCACAAAGGUUUAAGAGCUUUUCGGUUUUUCUUUCCGUCGGUUUAGGGAGAAAAAAAAGCGAUGUAUUUAUCGGGUUUUGGCUCGAUUUAGAUGAUUCUCGGUUUGUUGAAAGAACCAGAAAAACGUAGAUGUUUUCGAGCUUAGUUCGGGUUUAGUUCGGAUAUAGUUAAACCAAAUAACAUUUCAGCUUGAUACUUGUACUGAUUACAUCAA